Molecule: messenger RNA, 6355 nt
Organism: Dermacentor albipictus
Lineage: Eukaryota; Metazoa; Arthropoda; Arachnida; Ixodida; Ixodidae
Source: RefSeq, a predicted model, not a curated record
GUACUACGGGUCGGCUGCAAUGAGCGCCGAAGCCACGGCAGCCGUGCGCGUCUGUGUGUCUGCAGCCCGCGCACGCAGCGACUGCUCUGGACGUUUUUCUGCGGAACGCUUCUCCGACCCGCCGCCUGGCAUGAUACGGAGACGAGAAAAAAAAAGCAGGCAGGCAGCAGCAAUAAUAAUGAGGGUUGGGCUGCCGCGGUAUCUCUCAAGAUGGCUCCUUUCUUCUAUCCGGGCGGGCUGGUCGGUCGGUCGGGUCUCCCUUUGCAGCCAGCUAGCUCCCAGUAUUCGAUCACUCCAGUGGCGCCGUGUGUAUGGACGCCGCCGCUGGACGGACGAGGGAGGCGACGUUAGCGUUAGGUGGCUUCCUCGCUCGCUCUGUUUUGCUUGCGUAUUCUUUUCCUUAUUUUAUUUUCCUUCUCUCGCUCGCUUCUUUGUUUCGUUUCCCAUCGUUCGCGUCGUUCUUUCUCCCACGCUCAGGCUGUCGCUCGCUGGUUCGCGCCGCUUCUUUCUCUCCCGUUCUGUCCCUCCGGUUGGGUUGGCUCGGCGAAACGGUGCGCCGGCGGCAGAGAGGAGUCGUGCGCUUUGGAAUGCGCCGUGAAACGAACGAGCGAAGUGGAUGCGUAGAGGCCGGGCUCGUCGUCUUUGCCCAGUGAUAAUAGUCCCUUCCUGGCAGCCCCGUGGUCGCCGCUGCGGCUGCUCGGCGUUCCCGUCGUCGCCUACUGCCCAGGCGGUGGCGGAGCUUCGUGCCGUAGCGGCGGCGGUGUUUGUGCGUGUGUGCUCGCCGUUGUUGGAGUGUCGUCAUGUCGGGUCGCCUGUUGUGACGCGUGGCUCAGCGUGUGCUGCUCCUGCCAUCAUGGCGGCCGCUCCCGUGGGGCUUCGUUUCGGUGGAGGAAGGUGGGAGCCUGAGACAAUGGACAACAUCCAUAGUCUGGACCCACGAAAACAAGAAUUGCUGGAGGCUAGGUUUCUGGGGAAUCGGCAACUGUGCAACAACCUGGGUCCGGGCGGUGCCUACCUGGGUCAGACAUCACAGUCCUCUUCUGGUGGUGCGAUGGCAGUGGCGGCGGCAGCCGCGGGAGUAAGCGGGCCCCUGGCGGGUGUGCCGGCUUCCCAGCUGCUGGUCCACGUGUCCUCCUCGGGCAGCUCAAACAACACCAACCACAACCAGGACUCAAACAUGAGCAACACCAGUCUUGGAUCACAGCACUCCGACAAGGAACUUGAGCCUCAGACACCAGAAAAGCACCUUCGGACACCUCCCCAGUCAGAGCGAAAAAGGAAACGGAUGAAAGAAGAUGCUGCUACAGCUGCAGUAAAAGGAGCUCGAACAACAUGUCCUGACAACCCAAAGAAAAUAAAUGAAUACUUUAAGAACCAGGGGCAUAGCCCCAGCCGCUUUGGAGGGGCCAGGUCGCCUGUCCCUCAGGGCUACUGCCUGGGUGGCAGUCCACUCAUUGGAUCCUCGCUGACGUCUGCACUCAACAAUGUUGAUUAUGCGGGGCUCAUGGCACCACCUCAGAGGCCUGCUCAAACGAUGAUGCGGCAGGUCCAGACAGAUCUUACCAUCAACAAGAUCAAAGAGCUGGAGAGCAAAUCGGCCAUGGACCUGGAAAUGAGGGACAACCGGAUAGAUGAACUCCAAAGAGGUAGUGAAGAGCUGCGGCGGCAAAUUCAGGGACAGCAGAAACUAAUACAGAAGCAAGAGGAGCAACUCCUCAAGUGUAUAGAUGUUACAAAGCAACUCCUUAUAGAAAAGUCGGCAAUGGAAAAGAAACAAUCUCGGCAGAAGUGCAUGCAGAACAGGCUAAGGCUAGGGCAAUUUGUGACGCAGCGGCAAGGGGCAUCAUUUGUUGAAAACUGGGUAGACGGCUACGCUUUCAACGAUCUUUUGAGGAAGCAGGAGCAGAUUACGUCAGAACGGGAAGAAAUUGAACGGCAACGAAAGUUGCUCUGCAAGAAGAAGCCCUUGACAGGGCAGCCUAAAGGCAAGGGGGCAGGGGCAUCCAAUAAUGGGGCUGGUGCAGCCUCCAGUGCGCUUGCCAAUGGAGAGUUUGUGAAGCCAGAGUCUCCGAAAGACCUCGCGCUGCUACGGCUGACCUGGUACGAGUACUAUGAGCAGGAGGAAAUCCUGAAGCUGCGCCAGGUGUCGCUGAAAAAGGAGGACACCGAUCUGCAGCUUGAGCUGGAGAAACUGGAGCGAGAGCGGAACCUGCACAUUAGGGAGCUCAAGCGCAUACACAAUGAGGACCAGUCCAGGUUUAACAACCAUCCAGUCCUAAACGAGAGGUAUCUGCUACUAAUCUUGUUGGGUAAAGGCGGCUUCAGUGAAGUACACAAGGCAUUUGAUCUUAAGGAGCAGAGGUAUGUGGCCUGCAAAAUUCAUCAGCUAAACAAAGACUGGAAGGAUGACAAGAAAGCAAACUACAUCAAGCAUGCAUUAAGAGAGUACAACAUUCACAAGUCCUUAGACCAUCCCAGGGUUGUAAAGCUUUAUGAUGUCUUCGAAAUAGACCCUAAUUCGUUAUCAUCUUGUGGGGGCUUCUGCACAGUGCUGGAGUACUGUGAUGGGCACGACCUGGACUUCUACCUCAAGCAGCACAAGUGCAUCCCAGAACGAGAGGCACGCUGCAUCGUCAUGCAGGUGGUGCAUGCCCUCAAGUACCUCAAUGAAAUCAAGCCUCCCAUCAUACACUACGACCUCAAACCAGGCAACAUCCUCUUGGGAAGCGGUAGCCUAAGUGGAGAAAUCAAGAUCACAGACUUUGGUCUUAGCAAGAUCAUGGAUGAUGACAACUACAGCCCUGAAUAUGGAAUGGACCUAACUUCACAGGGUGCUGGUACCUAUUGGUACUUGCCACCUGAGUGUUUUGUAGUGGGCAAGACACCACCCAAAAUCUCUUCCAAAGUUGAUGUCUGGAGUGUGGGUGUCAUCUUCUAUCAGUGCCUCUAUGGCAAAAAGCCUUUUGGGCACAACCAGUCCCAGGCAACAAUACUGGAAGAAAACACAAUCCUGAAAGCAACGGAUGUGGAGUUUCCUGCAAAGCCUGCUGUCAGUAAUGAGGCUAAGCAUUUCAUCCGCCGCUGCUUGCAGUACCGCAAGGAAGACCGCAUUGACGUGUUCAGCUUGUCCAAUGAGGAGUACCUGAAACCGAACUAUUCAAAACAUGGGCGGCAGGCCAGUGCUUCAGACAAGUCGUAGCCACCGCUGGGGGCCUAACGAACACCUUUGAAACUAGCUCGAACUGAGAUAGAGCAUAUAAAAAAAAGAAGCACAGCGGGAACACAUUGGGCAAGUGCGUUGCCAUCACCACCGUCACCACCACCAGACGAGAGCAAAACCAAAACAGCGACGGUUGUGCACUGCUCCUGGAGCAGCCCCCCCGGCAGUUUGUUGUUGCUGUUGUUCCGGGGGAAGAGCACUACCUGCCUGCGUGACCAGGCAGAGACGGUGUGUGUUCCUUGUCACGGCAGUGAGGCGAAUGACGCGAGACAUGUGCUGCAGCCACGGAAGAAUGUUUGACACUGUAUAUUAGCGGAGGAAGGGAACAUGUGGACAGGACUGGUGACAGCGUGUCCUUGCUUCCUCCCUCCCAACACCGCUUCCCUCUGGCAUCGUAUUCUCUCUCGCUGCUUGUGUGCUCGCUCGCCCGGCGCUACCUACGUCGGUGAUGUGUGUGCGUGCAUGUGUGUGAAUAGGCGUGUAUCAAUGGGGGGAUUUGCCUCCUCUUUCUGUACAACUUCUCCUCCCCCCCCCCCACGUGUCUAAUCUCCCUUCUCUCUUUUUUCUCCCAUCUUCGCUGUCAUGAGAUACAUGCUGCCAGCUACUCGCAUUGACUGUGAGUUGUGCCGAGUAAGAUUGAUAGACCGACCAUUCCACUGUGCUUAGUGGGAUAUCUGCUGACCCCCACCCUCCCAACCCCCUCCCUCGACUUCUGUUAACUGUUGGCACUUCAACAAUUGUCUCUUUCUGCCCGAGUGUCCUGCCCCCUUUUUUUUUCUCCUAUAGCCGAUGACCUAGCAGAACUUACUACAGUGCCCUUACUGCUGUAAAGGAAUGGCUAGCAAGUUUGGAGAAGAGCAUCUACUAAAGAUAUUGUUCCCUGUAAAUGCGCUUUUUUUUUCCCCCGUUUUUGACAACCAAGGCACAUAGCAGAAAAAUUAUCUUGUGGUUGGUAAUUAAUGCAAAUAAUUACAUGUAGGCAAACAGCAAAACAAGGAAUACGACAAUAUCCCACUUGUUUUGAGAGAUGGCUGCAUUAUCCUUCUGGUGUCAUCAGAUGAACCCAGUCUCUUGACAAGUCGGUCAUUUCAUCGCAUGAUUUCUUGGUGUUGCCAGUUCAUCAGUAGUAGCAUCAUGUGUCGUUCAUAUGUAGCGAUAAUUCAUUACUAAAGUGUGUUUUCUCUUUUUCUAUUCGUGUGCAGACAAUGAAGUGUUCAAAAAUCAAAAAGAAAAAUGUGGCCUUAACACGCUGUGUUAUUCCAUUGCACAGAGCUAUGCCUUUUAUUAGACCUCAAAUGUAAAGCAUUUUCUGUUAUGUGUCUACCUGUUCCUUUUUCUUUUGUUCCUUGCUGCAAUGUCUUGCUCAGUGUGCUUUGCACUUUGUUUUUAAAAAGCAGGAUCAACAUUACAGAAGUUGAAAACCAGUGUCAGUGUCGGUCUUGCAAAGACGCCACAAUUACCUUCAUUGUAACUUGCCAGACACACAGCGCCCUGUGCUGAGAUUAAGAUAAGCCCCCUUCUUGAACAAAUCUUAGGUAGUGUAGGGUCUCUGUUGUACGCAUGUUAUUAUUAUUUUUUUUUUCUUCAUGAGAAUGACCCAUAAGGAAUUUCGACAUGGGGGUUCGCUUCUAUCAUGACUGUGGAGGCACGUGAAAUGCCUCCUUCCAAUAUUUUUUUGUUCCCCUAUUUUCUAGCAUCUAGAAUGCUGGCACUUCUGUGUGGAACCUUGCAGUGCCCUGUUGGCUGAACAUGCUGUUUGCAAACCGCGUACUAGUGGCCCAUCCCACGAGCUCCUUAAAUUUUUUUUUUUAGGAAGUUCUGCGAGUGUGUAAUUGUGGGUGUGAAAAGUGUUGUAAAUGUGUUCUGUUCUCUCUGUAGCACUUCUCUAUUCUUUUCCUUCUUUAGUUUUGCAUGUACAGGAAUCUAGUGAGGGCUGGUGGACACAUUAGUUUUUAUGUGUUUCUUGAGAGAAUGACACGUUAAAAGACGUUGCAUAGCAGGGGAACUUAUUCUUUGUGCAUUCAAAGAUUCGCACCCUUAUUGCAGAAGUCUUACCUGUUCUUUUUUUCUUCCCUCGCACGGGGAUCAAUGCAAACUUGUUGGUUAAAUCUAUUCGACAGACUAGAAUGCCUCUUCUUGUUUGAAGGGGCUGUAUCCUUUUAGCGAUUUACAUUUUUUAAAGAAACUUUUCACCUGUCUCUCUCUGUUUUUUUGUGAUGAGUCAACUCGGGGAGCACACUUUCUAGUCAAGCCCCUCUGUCUUUUAUUCCCCCCCCCUCCCCCCCUCAUGCCCUCUACACACUAGUAGUUGAUAUCUACACAAUAUGAACAGAGGCACAUCUUGCCCAUGUCUGUACUACUACUCUGUGAUGACUUACUAUACUGCCGGUAGAAAGGUCUCGGCACAAGCUGUAAUGCUGUCGAGGUUACGGAGCUCUUGGGAUGGACUGGCCAGAGAGUGUGUGGAUCAUGACCAUCAUCAUCACUACCAGUAUCAUCAGCUGCCUUCACCUUCCUCCUUUUUGUUCUGCCAAGUUGCAGCAGAGGAAACAAAGAGACUUUCUGUUAAUAGUUUGUUUUCAUUCUUUCCCCCCUGCUCUCCAGUGUGAGUGCUGCAUCACAGGCAGGCUCGUGGGAGUUGCAGAAACAUGUUAGUUCUCCUUCAGUGUCUGAUGUUGUGCAUUGUGCACGGAUGAGAGAGAGAGAGAGAAAGAAAAAAAGGGGGGGAUGAAGAAAGUGCUUCAUUAAGAAGUGUGUACAAAGCGGUGUGUGUGUGUGCGUGCAUGUGUGUGCAAGCUGUUCCCACCUACUCUUCCUCCUGUGUCCCUUUCCGAUUUGGGCUUGUUGGUACAUAACAGAGACAUUUUUAAAGAAAAAAGUGAAACAAGCAGGGCCGGACAAAUGGACUGCUUAGUGUUGCUGCUUUGACUGCUUGAAGACUGAUGGCUGCCACUGCUGUCACCAUCGUGAUGAUGCCAAGGGCAUGCCAAGUGUUUUUGUUGGGAGUGGAAGGACUUUAGCCAACACAGAAGCAACCAUCUCCAAAAUUCGUCUGUGGGGAUGUUUCUGUGUUUAUUUAUUUUUAAGUUUUGCCCAGUAAAAACAAGGAAAAAAAAAAGAAAGAUGCUGAACCAA